Messenger RNA from Prinia subflava (tawny-flanked prinia), 3476 nucleotides. RefSeq names its product gap junction protein beta 2 (gene GJB2). NCBI's taxonomy places the organism in Eukaryota, Metazoa, Chordata, Aves, Passeriformes, Cisticolidae. Bases 193 to 870 code for a protein of 225 amino acids. Gene Ontology annotation, molecular function: gap junction channel activity. The record is from RefSeq and is a predicted model, not a curated record. The transcript is spliced from 2 exons. Gene Ontology annotation, biological process: gap junction-mediated intercellular transport; cell-cell signaling. Gene Ontology annotation, cellular component: connexin complex.
GUGAACGGGGGGGGACCUUAAAACUCGGGCCCGGAGAGUCUGGGGCUGCUCGCUGCACAGGCGCCCGCAGAGCUGCGAGCGGAGCAGCGCGGCGCGCCUGUCCGUCCCGCGUGUCCUGCCCAGCCGAGGGGCCGGAGCGGCUCCCGCGUGUUCCCGCCCGGCCGUGCCAGGUAAAAGGACACAGAAAAGAAGAUGGACUGGGGAACUCUGCAGGCUGUCUUAGGAGGUGUAAAUAAGCACUCCACCAGUAUCGGGAAGAUAUGGCUCACAGUCCUCUUCAUCUUCCGUAUCAUGAUCCUGGUUGUGGCUGCAGAGAGGGUCUGGGGAGAUGAACAACAAGAUUUUGUCUGCAACACGCUUCAGCCUGGCUGCAGAAAUGUUUGCUAUGAUCACUUUUUCCCCAUCUCUCACAUCAGACUCUGGGCCCUGCAGCUGAUCUUUGUCUCCACACCUGCACUGCUGGUGGCCAUGCACGUGGCUUACACUAGGCAUGAGAAGAAAAGGCGGUUCAGAAAUGGUGAGAAAAUUGAUAUUGAAGAGCUAAAAAAUGCAAAGAUUCACAUCCGGGGCCCCUUGUGGUGGACGUACACCAGCAGCAUCUUCUUCAGACUGGUCUUUGAGGCCAUCUUCAUGUACGUGUUCUAUUACAUGUACGAUGGCUACCAGAUGCCCCGCCUGGUGAAGUGCAGCGCUUGGCCCUGCCCCAACACCGUGGAUUGUUUUGUGUCUCGGCCCACUGAGAAAACCACCUUUACUAUUUUCAUGCUUGCUGUAUCUGGGAUCUGCAUGAUGUUGAAUCUGGCUGAGUUGUGCUACCUAGUGAUAAAAAUUUGCAUGAAAGAAUCCAGGAAGACAACAGCUUUGAAAUAAGUCCCCAGUUUUUCAGGAUUUACUGGCUCCCCAUUUCCCUUCAACUUUCUUAGGUGUAAGAAAACAAUAAACACUUUUUUCACACUCAAGGAAAAGCAUAAAAAAUCAAUGUUCUUUUGUGUUUUAAAACUGAUAGCCUCUCUGGGAAGCUGAUGCUGAAGCAGGUUUUAAAGAUCGUAAGCUAAUUCAGUAUUCCUGCAUCCACAGUUAGAGAGAGCGGCCUUCUGGAACCAGCUUCUCCAAGUAUUCCUACUGCUGAGAUCCUAUUGUUGGGAUAGUUAGCUCUUCAAACAGUGGGAGUGGAAAGGACCAGAGAGGGUGCCCAGAGGAGAUCCAGGAAUCACAAACGCACUGUGUUGGCCCAGAGGCAAAACACUAUCAAGGGUUUUUGGUUAAAAGUGGGGUAAAGGAUUUUUUGGGGUACAUCACAGCUUUUGAGAAGGAAGAAGACAGGGAGGUGAUUGUGUUUAUAUUACGUGUCCUCUCUAAGUAAUCUGGAGAGCAAGAAAAUGAUGUAGGAACACAGAUACUCUGGCAGUGCAUCAGCUUUGCUGGGAACCAGCAUAUUUUUUUUCUUGUCUUCUUACCUGCACUGAGAAGCAUUUCCUUAAGGGUUAGAGGUGGCCAGUCUCAACUGCCUGAGAACGCCAUUAGGUCAAUGCUGCCUCCCCAUAGUCACAGAGACUACAGCAGUGGGAGGAGUAAAGUUCAUUUUUCAUUCUCUUGAUCAGAAGAAAAAUGGACUGUCACCUCUGAGAGGGUGGAGGCAGUAUUGUCUUCCUCCUUCUCUUGUUCUCCCCUAGUAUGUUGUGAAGAAUCUCAGUACAGUAGACUUUAUCUGAUAAAGAGAUGUUUUACCACCUGACUGUUCCUCACUCAGCUGUAUACUUCUAAAACUCUUUUUUUUCAAUAAAACCCAAGAAAAAGUGCCUUUUUUUUUGUUCUGUUGGUUAUCCAAAAGAAGUGCUUCAACUUUCAGCAUGAUAUCCAGUGCUCCUUCCCUUGCUCCAUUUUUUUCUAUCUAGCCUGCACAGCUUUUCUUCAUAAAACCUUCUCCCUAUCUGAGGUACCUUUCAAAUGAGUUGAGCAAACCACUCCCAGUCUCUCUGACAUUCCACAUUGUAAGAUUAAAUCACCAUUCCUUUUCUUAAGAGUUGGUCUAGCAGGAAUUACAGACAGCUUGCAGAGCUAAAUUAGCAAAGGGACCCAAUCAGAAAUGAGGAGGAACUUGAUAUUUUGCUUGAAGUUCACACUGCUGUGCUGUAAAUUCUAUAUCACUAAUUUGAAGUACUUAUUUGAGUCAGUCUAGUCUUGUCUCAAAGUAGUCUCAAAAGAUGUUUUAUGCCUGUAAUGCGCAGCAUAUGGCACUUAGGGCAACACAGUUUGUCUUCCAAGUGCCUGCCCCUUGAACCCACUUCUGGCUGUUUCUCCUCCUUAGCUUUAAUAACUGGCUUUUCCUCAAAAUGAAUGAGUGCGGUCUCAGCUUCUGUAUUUGCAUUCAUCUUUUACUGUUCAUUUAAAUUUCUCAUUGUUGGAGUAAACAAAGCUGCAUGAAUUAAGACCCAUGACCCUUCACUGUGCACUGAGAGUGGAGCAUAAACAGGCUUCCCUUGCUUGUGAGCUACAUCCAGUGUUACAACUUGACUUCAGAUGGAAAUCUGUCAUCUAAGAGGGAAGCAAGAAAACCAUAAAAUCACCAUCCUAAGAACUAUGAAAAAAAAGGGUCAUUCAUAAUGAGCUGGACUGGAAACUUGGACUCUGAAAACAUCCUUAAUUCAACUUCAAAGAACACAGUUUGGCAUGUAUCAGGUUUACACUUGAUAGAGUUCCUGCCUUAUUCCAUGUACAAGUACAAAGAGAGCAAACUAGUCCCAAUGCUCUAGUAUUACAUUUCUUAUGUAACAAGAUUUGGGUUUUUUUCUGAAAUUAUAAUUAAAGCACUUUUGUGGUGUCUGUUUUCUGUACUACUUGUACAUGCUGAGUGUUACUUAAUCUGUCUAAUGAAAAUCUGUUUACCGUAAUGGAAAAUGCAUGCACCAAUACUAUACUCAAUAGCCAAGGGCUGGUGUAAGGGUUUGAGCCUUCUGCUGCAGUUUGGUGUUUCCAUUGGUUACACUGCCUGUCACCCCGAGGCUUCCUGAGCUCAUAGUGGAAGGUCACAUAUGUGCUCCACUGGAAAUCUAAUAUGCUGCUUAAGAAAGCUUUGCAGCUGGAAAAGGCCAGUGAUAAACUUAACCAGCUCCAUAGGGAAGGAGUUUUUUUCACCGCCUACCUUUGAAUUUAGCUGGAACUUGGAAUGAGACACACCAAAACUGUUAACACUCACACUAUGAAGUUAUCUUCAACUAGCAGUUUGGCAACCAGAUUAUCAGACAGGAAAAAAAAGAUAGAACUGGGGAAAUUGUUUGGAUGUAGCCAAGAGAGGGCUUUGAUCCAGAACUGCAGCAUCAGGUAAUGAUAGCUCUGAGAUCUGUGUAUUUUUAAUUUGACUGAAUAGCUGCUUUGUAUGUGACAAAAAAUCAGAUGCUUUAUAGGAACAUGGGAACUGCACCUAUUUCUACAUAUGUUGCAUUGCAUAGCUGACCCUCUACAGAUGGAUUUCAUAC